Trichoderma reesei QM6a is the source of this 2448-nucleotide messenger RNA. RefSeq lists its product as uncharacterized. The transcript has 5 exons. Bases 1 to 2448 code for a protein of 815 amino acids. Gene Ontology annotation, cellular component: membrane; fungal-type vacuole; Golgi apparatus. NCBI's taxonomy places the organism in Eukaryota, Fungi, Ascomycota, Sordariomycetes, Hypocreales, Hypocreaceae. Gene Ontology annotation, molecular function: voltage-gated chloride channel activity. The record is from RefSeq and is a predicted model, not a curated record. Gene Ontology annotation, biological process: intracellular iron ion homeostasis; intracellular copper ion homeostasis; chloride transport.
AUGGCUGCCCUCAGCCCGUCCAUCUCGCGGCGCCCGUCCAUCAGCUCGCGCGUCUCCUUUGCCGUGUCCCACGCAGAGCAGGGCGAGGCCGCGGGCCAGGCGCCGAGAGAGGGCCAGAUCGAGGAGGAGAUUGCCGAAAUCAAGCGAUAUGAGGACUUUACAACGAUAGACUGGGUACAAGAUGCUGCGCGGGAACAGGCACGGCGCAAAGCUCGCAGGAAGCGCACGGCAGGCGUCUACAGGCUCGGCCAGCCCGGCUGGAGAUACCGGCUGUGGGAGUCGUACGACGCCGCGCAGGGAUGGAUCGUCGUCACCAUCAUCGGCGCGGCCAUUGGCCUGAAUGCGGCGUUUCUCAACAUUGUGACGGAGUGGCUGGCCGAUAUCAAGACGGGCCAUUGCACGACGGCCUUUUAUCUGAAUGAAAAGUUCUGCUGCUGGGGAGAGGACAAUGGCUGCGAGCAAUGGCAUCGCUGGACAGGCUUUGGGCCCCUCAACUACUUUAUCUACUUUGUAUUUGCGUCGUAUGCGCCAUAUGCAGCCGGUUCUGGCAUAUCGGAGAUCAAGUGCAUCAUUGCCGGCUUCGUCAUGAAGGGCUUCCUCGGCUUCUGGACUCUGCUGAUCAAGUCCAUCUGCCUGCCCCUGGCCAUUGCCUCCGGCUUGUCCGUCGGAAAAGAAGGCCCCAGCGUCCACUACGCCGUCUGCACCGGCAACGUCAUCUCGAGGCUGUUUGACAAGUACAGGAGGAAUGCGGGCAAGACGCGCGAGAUCCUCAGUGCCUGCGCCGCCGCGGGUGUCGCCGUCGCCUUUGGAAGCCCCAUCGGAGGCGUGCUCUUCUCGCUCGAGGAAAUGUCGAGCUACUUUCCGCUCAAGACCAUGUGGCGCAGCUAUUUCUGCGCCCUGGUGGCCACGGCGGUUCUCUCGACGAUGAAUCCUUUCCGCACGGGGCAGCUGGUCAUGUUCCAGGUCAAGUACGAUCGAGACUGGCACUUUUUCGAAAUCGUCUUCUACAUCAUCAUCGGCAUCUUUGGCGGCCUGUACGGCGCCUUUGUCAUGAAGUGGAAUCUUCGAGCGCAGGCGUUCCGCAAGAAGUACCUGACAAAGUACGCAGUGCUGGAAGCGACGCUCCUCGCGGCUGGGACCGCCAUCAUCGCCUAUCCCAACGCCUUUCUGAGGAUUGACAUGACGGAGAGCAUGGAGAUACUAUUUCUCGAGUGCGAGGGGGCAGAGAACUACCAUGGGCUGUGCGACAAGGACAAGAGGGCGUGGAACCUCGUGUCGCUCAUUCUCGCGACGGUGCUGCGCGUGUUCCUCGUCAUCAUCUCCUACGGCUGCAAGGUGCCCGCCGGCAUCUUUGUGCCCUCCAUGGCCAUUGGCGCCUCGUUUGGGCGAACCGUCGGCAUCAUCGUCCAGGCCAUACACGAGGCAAACCCGAGCAGCGUCUUCUUCUCCGCCUGCAAACCGGACGAGCCGUGCAUCACCCCGGGCACGUACGCCUUCCUCGGCGCGGCGGCAGCCCUGAGCGGCAUCAUGCACCUCACCCUGACCGUCGUCGUCAUCAUGUUUGAGCUUACCGGGGCGCUGACGUACAUUUUGCCCACCAUGAUUGUCGUUGGCGUGACCAAAAUGGUCAGCGAAAUGUUUGGCAAGGGUGGCAUCGCCGACCGCAUGAUUUGGUUCAACGGAUUUCCCUUCAUCGACAGCAAGGAAGACCACAACUACGGCGUGCCGGUCUCUCACGUCAUGCGGAGCUCCGUCGUGUCCCUCCCUGUGAGCGGGCUGACGCUUGCCGACGUCGAGCAGCUGCUGGCCGAGACCAAGUACCAGGGGUUCCCCAUUGUGCUGGACGGCAGCUCCAAGACGCUGGUGGGAUACAUUGGCCGGACGGAGCUGCGGUAUGCCGUGGACCGGGCGAAGCGCGAGCGGCCGGUGUCUCCGGAUGCAAAGUGCUUCUUCUCGCCCCUUCCGACAACGAACCAUGCGCCCAUCACGCCCAUCACGCCCAACUUUCGCGCAGACGUGACUGCCUCGUCGCCCCUGGACUUUAGUCGCUAUGUCGACGCCACGCCCGUGACGGUGCAUCCUCGGCUGCCGCUGGAGACGGUCAUGGAGCUGUUCCAGAAGAUUGGGCCCCGCGUCAUCCUGAUUGAGUACCACGGCAAGCUCUCCGGCCUGGUGACGGUCAAGGACUGCCUCAAGUACCAGUUCAAGGUGGAGGCGGCCGAGAACCCGAAAGACGACCACCACAUCACCGAGGGGCAAGAGCAUCUCUGGAGCGCGCUCCGCAGGGUGGGCUUCUGGGUGUCGAACUCGGUGUCGACGGUUUCGCGGGGUCAUAUCCGGCUCAGCGGGCAGUUUGACGAGGAGCGGCGGGCGGCGAGGCGCAGGGAGGGUAUCCUGGAUGGGGAUGAGGACGGGGUUGAUGAGGGGGUUGAGUUGGAAAGGAGAUAG